This is a messenger RNA of Pseudovirgaria hyperparasitica, 3462 nucleotides long. RefSeq lists its product as uncharacterized. The transcript has 4 exons. Lineage: Eukaryota; Fungi; Ascomycota; Dothideomycetes; Acrospermales; Acrospermaceae. The record is from RefSeq and is a predicted model, not a curated record. Gene Ontology annotation, molecular function: zinc ion transmembrane transporter activity. Gene Ontology annotation, biological process: intracellular zinc ion homeostasis; zinc ion transport; transmembrane transport. The coding region runs from base 254 to 3112 and encodes 952 amino acids. Gene Ontology annotation, cellular component: Golgi apparatus; membrane.
GGCUCGCGCCCUCACACUCACUCUCCCACUGCGGCACUACCAUAUCAUUGUCUCGGAAAGAUGCUAUAUUCGCCUCUUCAUGUGUUGCAGCUGUAAAUAUAUCCGUUCAAUGCAUCGCCGUCGUCCUUCAUUAUACUACGACUCCACCUGGAAUUAGCUCCUCUUAUCUCUCCACUUCCGCAAUCCUCCAUCCUCCUGCACGUCACGUCGGACGCUGCGCGAAACAAACGCUCCAGCAAGACGAUACGACUGCAUGGCCCAAACGUAUACACUCCCUCUUGGAGGCAAUGGACACGCCAAAAGCUCGUAUGAUAGCCACCUGCGUUCAAACAGUCGUUCACUCCGUGGCGACUGGUUACCUCCAGUGAACGUGGCCGUGGGAAGAAAACACCUGGACAGUGACAUUGCCCCCAACAACCACAAAUCUAGCCACUCCGGAACGCAUGGACGUAUUGCUCAAAAUAGUGAACACGUUCAUACUGGCCACAAAGCGCGUUACACACUUACGGACGGGUCAAGCAUCCCAGACUUCAUAAGGGGUCGCACAAGAGGAGAUUCAGACCUGGGGCGCGCCAACGGCCAUGCGACCAACGCGACGAAAGCUUAUGAGAGCGCUCCAAUUCAAGAAGAUAUGACAAGCACAGAUGCAUCGCUAAGUCUGAGAGAAGCCAUGACAGCAAUCCUCAUACCUCUUCCCUACCUCCUCGCUACCUUUGCAUAUCCUCUGUCCGCCACGCAUACGACAACCGCACAACCUUCACCAUUCGACCAGUUGAAGGAUGCCGUCUCUAGGGGGAAGGUCUCCGAAGAAGCCCUCUCACGGAUAUCUGAAGGAUCAGCAUUUAUACAGGCGUGUUGCCUUACCUCAGGCACUCUCCUUUUGAUAGGACUACUGGGAAGCAUAUACACGCCAAAACAGCGAUCAAGCCUCUCAAAAGCAAUCUUAGGUGGCGAAGGAGCCAGAACUCAGGCAGGGUCUUCCUCACGCUCCAAUACUGUGGCAAGAAUCAUAGAAAGAGCGCUAUCAGUUGGACUACCAUUCUAUGCGAGCAUGCACUUGGGUGGCUCUCGCACAGGACUGAUUCUUCUCACGACCAUUGCGUCAGGAUUGAAUGCAGCGACCCCUAUAUUCAGAGGUCAAGGACGAAGCUUCUUCGCCGCUUGGAAAAACAUGGCGUUGCAACGCAAGCUGACUUGUCUCGUCCUUUUCCUGAGUGUGGCAAUGGACUUUUCUGGGAUGUAUGGAGGCCACAGCAAUUGGUCAGUGAUUCGCGGUCAUCUGGCUCUCUCUCUUUCGAUAUUCUUCGUACCUUUGCCCUUAUCGGGGUCAGUGUCUCCUUUUCUAGGCGCUCAGACAUCUGAAAUGAGCAAUUCCGCACCUACCGCACCUUUGGCAGCACAUGCCUCGAUAUCUUCGGCGGAGGACACGAAGCUUACACUUGUAUCCGGGAUUCUCACCACGAUAUUCACGAUCUUGACAACGGUAAUUACUUCGACUUCACCAUCAGUUUCAAUCUCCUCGAUGAUAUUCUCCUCGCUUUCCAUAGGCUCAGCGCUAGGUCUAGUCGCUUUCGCUACGCCUGUUUCCUUGAAAACCCAGCAAAAGCUUGGCCUAGCCAUGGGCUAUGUCACCACGAUACUUCCCAGCUACUUCUCCAGUUUCGAUGCCUGGAGAGGCUUCGCGGUGAUGGGCCUUGUCUCUUGCGUCUCGUACGCCACUGUGCGUUACGAGACGGGUCAUAGAGGCGCAAAGGUCGCACACAAUCACAACCAUAAACACCAUAACCAUGACCAUCACGGUUCGUACUCAAGACUUACUGGACUCUUACUAAAGCAAUUCCCCCCUGGAUCCAUCAUGUACAGCAUUCUUUCUGAGAAGGAUUCUCGGCGAAUUGCCUACUUUGCGCUUCUAAAUUUGGGGUUCAUGCUUGUUCAAUUCUUCUAUGGCUUCGUGAGCGGCUCACUGGGUCUUUUGACCGACAGCAUACAUAUGCUCUUCGAUUGUUUGGGGCUAGCAGUCGGUCUGGCUGCGGCAGUCAUGAGCAAGUGGCCACCUGACAGCAAGUUUCCCUACGGCUAUGGCAAAGUCGACACUCUGUCGGGCUUUGCCAAUGGUAUUUUCCUCAUGCUUGUGAGUAUUGAGAUUGUGUUCGACGCAUCCGAAAGGCUUAUGGAGGGCCAUGAGCUGCAAAGACUGAACGAGCUGUUGAUCGUCAGUGUACUGGGAUUUCUGGUAAACAUUGUUGGUUUGACAGCAUUUGGACACGCGCAUCACGGUCACGACCACGGGCAUGAUCACUCUCAUGAUAACGAAAAUAUGCAAGGUAUCUUCUUGCACAUUAUGGCCGAUGCUCUGGGGUCCGUUGCAGUCAUCAUCUCGACCUUGCUAGCAAAGUACUACGGCUGGUCAGGGUGGGAUCCUAUCGCCUCCUGCAUCAUUGCAAUUCUGAUUUUCGGCUCGGCUGUUCCUCUGGUGAAGAGCUCUGGGAUGCGUCUGUUACUGUCACUCCCUGCCGACGUGGAAUACGGCAUACGCAACGCGCUACAAGAGAUAAACACACUGAGAGGCGUCAUCGGAUACAGUGUACCUCGUUUCUGGCUUGAAGAUUCGGGGCCAGCACAUAGUCACUCUCACGAUCAUCAUCACGGCCAUAAGCAUGACGAGCACUCGCAUGAAUGCAACGGGCACUCGCAUGAACAUAGCCAUGGCGAUCAUGAGCAUCACCAUCAUUCCCACUCGCACAGCCACAGCCACAGCCACAGCCACAGCCACAGCCACGAACCUUCUCCCACUCAUCCGCAGCCUCACGCGCAUUCGCACUCGCACAACCACAGCCACGCUCACGAAAAUACACUCUCUCAUUCCCAUGAUCAUCAUGCCCAUUCCCACGAAGGGCAUGGACACGGACAUGAGCACUCGCACGAUCAUGGCCACGGUCCAGCGAAGGUUCAAGGCAUCAUCCACAUUAUCGCCGCGCGCAACGCAGAUCUCGAAGACGUUCGACAACGCACGGGAGAAUUCUUAAAAGAGCGACACCUGAACGUCGUCGUACACGUCGAGAGAGACGGGGACCGUUGUUGGUGUGGAGGCGGAGCAUCGAAGAUGAGUUGAGGGAUACGUGGUAGUGAAGGCAGGGCGGAGUUUUGAUCAACACACUUUUGACUGGGCAUCAACAUCGGCGUUAUGGACGGAUUUUCAUCAAAUUUUGGAGUCACUUUUAAAUUCGAAUAUUUUUGGGCACGAAUGCAUCAGAGGAUAGCACAGUAUAUCGGGAGACGCGGACAAGGAAAGGACAUUGUACAGAGUGGAUAAAUAAGGAGAUGUAGGAGUAGGUAUGUACAGGCGACACACACGCAGACAUCUUUGUGCAUAUCUAUUCGAUGGCCCACUACGUAGAUAUAUACUCUAGAAAGCUAAAGACGAACAUUACAUAGCGCAAGUGAAAGAAACAAAGGAUCAGU